Messenger RNA from Lucilia cuprina (Australian sheep blowfly), 4000 nucleotides. RefSeq names its product putative mediator of RNA polymerase II transcription subunit 26. Bases 915 to 3221 code for a protein of 768 amino acids. NCBI's taxonomy places the organism in Eukaryota, Metazoa, Arthropoda, Insecta, Diptera, Calliphoridae. Gene Ontology annotation, molecular function: RNA binding. The transcript has 8 exons. Gene Ontology annotation, cellular component: nucleus. The record is from RefSeq and is a predicted model, not a curated record.
AUGUCUUCUUCUAAAUCUAUUAUUACGGUUUUAAUCUUUAUCAAUGCCAGCAGCAGUCGUUGAAAGUUAACAAAACUUGUACCAAAAAUUCAGAACAAUAGUAUUAGUGAAAACAAUAUAAACAACAGCAGCACUAGCAGAAACCAACAAUCAUAUUGUGAUAAGAGUACAACAGCGAAAGGACUCCUAGUAUAAUCCACUGAACAAGGGCCAAACCAAAAAAAAUAUAUAUACAUAAGAAAGAAAACAGCAGCAGGAACAAUAAAAUAGAGUUGGUCCUAAACAUUUCUAGCCCCACAUAUUUAUAAAAAUAUUUCAAACAAUCGUGGAUUUUAAGUAGAAAUAAUCUCUCCGUCUACAAGAAAACAACAACAGAAAAACGCAAUUUUAUAAGGAAAAAAAUUACUAGAUUUACAUACUUUUUCAGUAUCCACAACUCAUCUAGUAAAUGUUUAACACAAAUUUUCUAUUUGAAUCUAUAUAUGUGAGAGUUUGUGUGUGUAGAUAUUUUGACUUGUUGUUGUUAAUGCGUUUUUAUGAAGGCAUUCAAGGAUAAAAAGCUUUUAUUGAAAUAAUCCGGCUCAAGUAAAAAUAGAAUCCUUAACCGAACAAUAACAUACAAUCAAAUACCGAAACACCAUAAAAAUAAUAGAGGAGAGUUAGCAGAGUCAAGAGCAGCAUAAGAAAACGACAACGAAUAUUAAAUUGAAAUAUUUUACUACUGGAAUCUGACAUACAUACAUAAGAUACUUAAACACCAAUAAACGCCUUCCUGGGAUUUUUUGCUUCUUUCCAUCUGUCAUUGUGUUUUUCUACUUAACUGCUACUACUUCCUCCUACUUUGUGCUGCUGGAAAAAAACACAUAUUGAAAUUAUCAUCGUGACACCGUAUCAGCCCGCCUAACAGCAUCAACAUGAAGUUGUCAAAGUUAUCUAACCAAACCAAUUCGCAAGAUCCGCAAGCUGUUAAUUCGCGUAUAUUUGUGGGAAAUUUAAAUACAUUUCAAUGUUCUAAAACCGAUGUAGAGCGUAUGUUUCAAAUUUAUGGCCGUCUCGCAGGAAUUUCCAUGCACAAAGGUUAUGCAUUCGUACAGUUUACAAAUCCUUUUGAUGCUCGUAAUGCCUGUUUGGGUGAAGAUGGCAAAAUGGUUUUAAGUCAGACAUUGGAUGUCAACAUGGUGGCAGAACCAAAACCCCAUCAAGUGGGCCGCAAAAGACAGAAUGUUAAUAAAACCGGAAAUGAUUGGGACUAUUUCUAUGACAGCUACUGUUCAUCCACCCUGAAUCGCAGCAAUUCGUUACGUCCUAAAAAACGAAAACGUUUGAUGAGCAAUUCCAGCCGCAUGGUUUCACUUAAUGAUGCAGUCAAUAGUAAUAAUAUUAAUGCUGCGGUAGCAGCAGCUGCUGUGGCUCAACAACAACAGCAUUUAGCUCAACAACAGCAACAUCAUCAACAACAUCAGCAGCAGCAAGUUGCUGCUGUUGCAAUGGCUGCCAUGGCGAAUUUACUGCCUCAACAACAGCUAUUGUUGCAUCAACAAAAUCUUAUAUCAAAUUCAAAUGGUGCUACUGCUAUAGCAGCUGCAGCCUCUUGUAAUGGUUCCACUACCACCCCUCAUCAUGCCAGCCUUAAUGUUUUCCUGCAACAGCAGCAACAACAUCAUCAUAUGAAACAGCAGCAACAAGCUGCUGCUGCAGCUGUUGCCGCAGCCCAAUAUGCGGCCGUUACAAAUGGUGGUCUACAGUUAAAAAUGAAUUCACCCAUGAGUCAACAACAAUCGAUUGCCUCAUCGGCCGCAUCAAUGCUCACGCAUAACAGCGAACAACAAUUGUCUACCACAACAUCGCCCACAACACAUCAAACACAAAUGUUACAUACAUCACAGCAACAUCAUCUCCAUCAACAACAACAGCAGCAACAACAACAAACUUCAGGACAUUUGAUGCAACCGUUAUCGUUAACCUUGUCACCACAGCAAAAUCAUCACAACCACCUUCAGCAACAACAACAACAACAUCAUCAUCAACAACAGCAGCAACAACAACAACUUAAACAACAGUCAUCCCAAUGUCAACAGCAACAACAACAGCAUCAGCAAAUUCUGACUCAGCAAACAGAACAAGUAUCAAUGAAUCAACAAUGGGGUCCAUUUAAAGUUUAUAGCAAUCCUGACACAUUAAUUUGCGGCAAUUGUCGAGAAUGUUUCAACGAGUUGGCUGAAUUAUUAGACCACAAGAGAAGUUAUUGCAAACUUAGGUUCACAUGCAAAUGCCAAGAUAUAACAUUGCCAACAAAAAAUCCACCCAAUGGUGCUAAAUUACUGUGUGCCGUUUGUAAGGAUGCCUUUAACAAUCCCUGGGAUCUAAUGGUACAUGCUCAGGCUGCUCAUAUGGUCAAUAUUUAUGAAUUGGGCAAUGAACCUAAUAACAACAACAACAGUAAAAAUAUCAACAACAACGUAACCAGUAAUGGUAGCAUCAUUAGUGAAAACCAUUUAACUGCUGAAGAGCUGGACAACAACAACAUUUCAAUAUCAAACAACAAUAAUAACAAGGAGCCUAAUAACAACAAUCUACAUUGCAGCAAUGAUAACAAUGAUACCAACAAUAAUAACAACAAAAACCACAACAAUGUCCUGCCAUUGUCACAGACAGCAACUGCAACAACUUGUUUUUCAAUACCCGAUGUUAAAAUGCAAGCACCCAUACAAUCAUCAUCAUCAAUGGUCAAUAUAAAUAGUACGGAUGUUGCUCUAAUAAAUGCAACUAACGGCAACAAUUGUAGCAUCAGCAAUAACAACAACAUUUUAUCAUCGUCAUCUUCAUCAUUGUUGGGAGAUGGCAGCAGUAGUACCAGUGAUACCGAAGCCCAUUUGAGUAUGGAGCUUAAAUUUGGCAUUUGUAACAGUCCAAUUGGCUCAAUCACUAAUAAAGAGGAUAGUCAUCGUGAUGAUGUCUCUUUAGACGGCCGGAUGUCAGAUGAUAUUAAAAUGAUACAUACUAAUGGAUCCAUGUCAUCACGUGGCAGUUCACCAGCCAUGGACAACGAUGAAAUGUCAACAACACAAAGAAAUUGUAUUGUGCGAACUUUAAGCAUCGAGGCAACCACUGUUAAUACUCCCACAACAACGGCCACAUUGGGUUUAAUACCCAACAGUUUGGGUUUAAGCUUGAAUAACGCCACAGCAGCAAAUGCUGCAGCUGCUUUAGCACCACAAUAAACGGACAGACAGUCAUGCUAUAUUCAAUAUUGCUGAUUUUUUGUCUGUCCUUCCUCGUAUGUGUCUGUCGUUCGCUGUCUGUUUGCAUAUGGAUGGUUAUAGAUAUGUUUUUUUUUGUUUUGUAACUGCUGCAAACAGAUCCGAAUGCAGAAUAUACCAAAAACCACAAAAAAUAUAUAACAAUAACAACAAAUACUCAUACAAUACUGUAUAAACCAACAAUGGUAGACAACAAACAAUUUGUUCGCACUUUUUUUAAACAAUUUUCUCGGCUAAAAAGGAAAACAACAACAAAAAUUAUUAUUUUGGCGGACAAAUGCUGAUUAUGCUACAAACCUACUAUGACUACUACUACUACUACAACCAGCACUUUAUAGCAGGCAUUUAUGCAGCUAGCAGUAAGCUAACCAGACAGUCACACACUCACAUGCCUGAAAAUUCCAGGAUAUACAUUUGUAUAGAUGUAUAUUACCAGCGAAAUGAACGUCAAGAUUAUAAAUUAUUUAAGCCUUCAGUUGCAGUUUUUGAACUUAAAACUAUACAAUGGUAAAUAUAAUAAUGAAUAUUGUAUACACAUACAUACAAACAUAUAUGUAUACGUAUGUAUUGGCAUUUAGUUUUUUAUGCUGCACUUUGUAUCCCAAAAACAAUUUCAAAGCGAAAAAAUACUUUAUUAUUUUGGUUUUUUCUACUUUUCAAAUUUUGAUUAUAGUAAAACUACACAGAUGAUAUAUUUCAAAUAGCACAAUUUGUAAUUUCUAUUUGUUUAGAUUUCUCUA